AUGGCCCACAAGAGAGCAAUUGAAGCUUUAGAUAGGACUCUUCAGGACAUCAGAUGUAACAGAAAACGUAUGGGUGGAGUCACGCUUUUAAUGGCUGGAGACUUAAGACAGACUUUGGCUGUUGUACCAAGAGGAACUCGAGCUGAUGAAGAAAAGCCUUCGGUGGACUCUGUGGUGGAAAUAGAAGAUGCGGUACACUACCCAGUAGAGUUCGUGCACACGCUUAAUCCUCCAGGCAUUCCACCACAUCAUCUUUACCUCAAAGUUGGAGCUCCAAUAAUGUUCCUUAGGAACCUGGUUCCACCUAAGCUCUGCAACGGAACUAGGCUACAAAUAAAAGCGUUGCACAGACACGUUAUACAAGCCGUAAUAUACACUGGAUGGGGCCAGGGGGAAGAGGUUUUUUAUCCCACCCAUUCCCUUAAUUCCAUCGGAUUACCAUUUUAA
Homalodisca vitripennis (glassy-winged sharpshooter) is the source of this 447-nucleotide messenger RNA. RefSeq lists its product as uncharacterized. The record is from RefSeq and is a predicted model, not a curated record. Gene Ontology annotation, biological process: DNA repair; telomere maintenance. Bases 1 to 447 code for a protein of 148 amino acids. Lineage: Eukaryota; Metazoa; Arthropoda; Insecta; Hemiptera; Cicadellidae. Gene Ontology annotation, molecular function: DNA helicase activity. The transcript is spliced from 2 exons.